Messenger RNA from Sordaria macrospora k-hell, 1842 nucleotides. The record is from RefSeq and is a predicted model, not a curated record. NCBI's taxonomy places the organism in Eukaryota, Fungi, Ascomycota, Sordariomycetes, Sordariales, Sordariaceae.
AUGGAUGUCCUCCGAACGGCAUCAGCUCGCCGCACUUUCAAAUGGCAAGCUUCCGGCAUCCUGGCGAGGAACAGCUGGGUCUGCCGGUCAUGCCGCAGCAGCCAGUUUGUCGCGCCCAAAGCUCCUCGACGAACCCUCGCGACAUCGACACCGACAUCGACAGCGACGAAGACGCCAGACAAUAAGCCCUUCUAUGUCACGACGCCAAUAUUCUACGUCAAUGCCUCGCCACAUGUCGGCCACAUGUACUCCAUGGUUCUGGCCGAUGUGCUGAAGCGAUGGCAGAAACUCAAGGGCAACCAGGCCAUUCUGUGUACGGGGACCGACGAGCACGGAACGAAGGUGCAGCGCGCUGCCAUGUCCAACGAUAUGGACCCGAAGCAGUUCUGCGACUUGAACUCGGCAAAGUUCCAGGAACUGGCUGCCGCAUGCCUCAUCGACCACGACCGAUUCAUCCGCACUACCGAUCAAGACCAUGUCGAGGCUGUCAAACACUUUUGGCUCUUACUGAAAGACAAGGGGCUUAUCUACGAGGCCAAGCACGAGGGCUGGUACUGCGUCAGCGACGAGUGCUUCUACCCCGAGUCCCAACUUGAGAAGAGGCAGGACCCCUUCACGGGCGAGGUCUACGUGGCGUCCAUUGAGUCUGGAAACAAGGUGGAGUGGAUCGAGGAAAAGAACUACCAUUUCCGCAUGACCGCUCUGAAGGACCAGUUGCUUGAAUUCUACAAGAACAACCCCGACUGGAUCGUCCCUCAUACUCGGAUGAACCAGGUCGUGGACUGGGUUACAAACAACUUGGAAGAUCUCUCGAUUUCGAGACCUGUCUCUCGGUUGAGCUGGGGCAUUCGCGUUCCUGAUGACGAGAGCCAGACCAUAUACGUUUGGGUUGACGCCCUGAUCAACUAUCUUACCAAGGCUGGCUACCCAACUGGCCUCCAGGACUGGAGCACGCAGGAUAUUCUUCGGUUCCACUGCAUCUACUGGCCUGCUCUGCUUUUGGCUUUGGAUCUUCCCUUGCCCAAGAGGAUCCUAAGCCACGCCCACUGGACUAUGGAGAAGAAGAAGAUGUCCAAGUCGAUCGGCAACGUCGUGAAUCCGUUCUACGCCAUGGAGCGGUUUGGCAUCGACACCAUGCGUUUCUACAUGGUCCAUAAUGGCGGCAUUUCCAACGACGCGGACUACAGCAAUGGCUGGCUCACUGUCGAGUACAAGAAGCAUCUGCAAAACGGAGUAGGAAACCUCAGCGCACGUGUAACAAGACCCAAGCAAUGGAGCUUGCGCAGAGCAGUCCAGUCUUACAACGAUGGAACCAUGCGUCUCCAAUCGACGGGGGAGCAGAUUAACGAUUCUUGCGUUGAACACCUUGCCCGGCUUGACAAGCUUGCCUCGACUGUCGAUAAUGAAAUGCUACAGCUUAACCCUAGCCAUGCCCUCCAAAAGAUCAUGGGACUCAUUGGCGAGACCAACGCCUUCAUCUCCAACGCGGAACCCUGGGUCGUAGUCAAGAAGCCUGAUUCUGAGGCCUUGGUCGACCGGAUUAUUCUCACCGCAGGCGAAAGUCUCAGAAUUGCCGGCAUCCUCCUCCAGCCAUUCAUGCCUGAAAAGGCCGCCGAACUUCUUGAUCUAUUGGGAGUCGAGAACGACAAGAGGACGUUCUCUCAUGCCAAGGUAUUCAUUGAUGGUACAUACGGCACUGCUUUCAGGACGUUCGGGAAGGAAGGCAUUUUCCCUCCUCCUAUGUUGGACGACAUCAUGGACAUGAAACCCGACAGUGGUAAGAAGCACAGCUCCGGCAACAAGAAGGACAGGCCAUUAGAAGUCUUGAAGCAAGAUUUCUGA